Salvelinus fontinalis (brook trout) is the source of this 4595-nucleotide messenger RNA. RefSeq names its product zinc finger CCCH domain-containing protein 4-like. Lineage: Eukaryota; Metazoa; Chordata; Actinopteri; Salmoniformes; Salmonidae. The transcript has 14 exons. Gene Ontology annotation, cellular component: nucleus. The record is from RefSeq and is a predicted model, not a curated record. Gene Ontology annotation, molecular function: RNA binding; metal ion binding. Gene Ontology annotation, biological process: negative regulation of DNA-templated transcription. Bases 243 to 4412 code for a protein of 1389 amino acids.
CCCUUCUCUUUGGAGGAGACAGCCAUUUUAAGUGGAUGAGUUUCAUUUUACAGCGCAACUGUAGGACGGAGAACCUCAGGACACAAUUUCUACCUAUUUCUCUAACAACUGUUAGUGGGGAAUUGACUACUAUGAACUGAAACUCUUCCUAAAACCAUUAACAAGUACUGUAGAUCCAAGUUAAGUGACGCAUAAGCCAGUAGAGUUGUAAUUUUUUUUGCACCUAAAUGUAGCUAGAGGAAAUGGCUGUGGAAAGCAUGACUGUCCAUCCAAACUCCCCAACAACAACCAACCACGAACACAGUCUUCUCACUGACGAAAGGCGUGAGGAUGGUGAGUUGGAAGAGGGAGAGCUGGAGGAUGAUGGUGGAGAGGUGGAGGUGGCAGAGGAGCCCAGCACCGGGGGAGGAGGAGAAGAUGGAGGUGAAGGUGAAGGAACAGCAGCAGCAGCAGAGGCGGCCCCCCCAGAGAAAACUCACCGCAGCAAAGAGCGCCACGCCAGCGGCGAUGAGAAGGAUGACGAGAAGGCCCGCCGCCACAAGAGGAAGAGGAGAAAAGAGAGGGAGCGGGAGAAGGAGAAGAGGAGAGCCAAGAAGAGACGCAAAUCCAAGCACAAACGUCAUGCCUCCUCCAGUGAUGACCACUCAGACUUUAGCGAUGACUCUGACUACAGCCCAAGUGAGAAGAGGAAGUAUCGGGACUAUAGCCCUACGUACCCCCCUUCUUCCCUUGGAGGUUACCCACCAGCGCCGUCCUCCGGCCACGGUGGCCCCAUGCCUAAGAAGGGCAACUACGUAAAGAUGGACAAGCAAGGCUACGGGGGCUACGGCGAUUAUGAAGAGGAGAACUACGAGGGAGAGGAGGAUGAGGAGAUGGGCGAUGAAGACUACGAUGACUUCACCAAGGAGCUCAACCAGUACCGCAAGGCCAAAGAGGGAGGCAGCGGCGAUGGAGGUGGAAGGGGCAACAGUCGUGGGGGCAGAGGUAGCAAAAAUGGGGUCAGAGGAGGUAAAGGUCGUAUGAAGAACCAGCGAGGUCGAGGAGGCAUGAGAGGAGGAGGGCGUGGAGGUAGAGGAAGAGGAGGGAGCAGGGGUCGGGGGCGAGGGGGCAAGAUGGGUGGAGACAACGAGGACGGAGAAGGGAUGAUGUACGGAGGAGGGGGGGGAGGAGGAGGAGGAGGAGGAGGAGGAGGAGGAGGAGGAGGAGGAGGAGACGAGAUGGAGUAUGGAGAUGAUGACUAUGACCACAUGGGUGAGGAUGACUAUGAUGAAUACUCUCAGUACAGGAAGUCCAAAGACCGUGGAAGGGGUGGCAAAGGUGGGCGGGGACGGGGCCGUGGGAAACAAGGACGUGGUAUGAACCGGGGAGGUCGAGGGCGGAACCGAGGGAGAGGCAGAGGGGGCGGAGACCAGGGUCACGAAGAGGACAACAAUGGAGACAUGGGGGACAUGGGGGAUGGAGGAGGAGGCCAGCACAACAAGCACCAGGGGGACAAGCACCAAGACAAGAAAGGGAAAGCUAUCUGCAAGUACUACAUGGAGGGCCGCUGUACUUGGGGGGAACACUGCAACUUCAGCCACGACAUUGAGCUGCCCAAGAAGAAAGAACUGUGCAAGUUCUACAUCACCGGCUUCUGCGCGCGGGCUGAAAACUGCCCCUACAUGCAUGGUGAUUUCCCCUGCAAGCUGUUCCACACCACCGGGAGCUGUGUGAAUGGAGACGAAUGCAUGUUCUCCCACGAGCCUCUGACUGACGACACCCAAGACCUGCUAAACAAGAUGCUUGCGGAGGAUGCCGAGGCUGGAGCUGAGGAUGAGAAGGAGGUGGAGGAGCUAAAGAAGCAGGGGAUCAACCCCCUUCCCAAGCCUCCUCCAGGGGUGGGCCUGCUCCCGACACCGCCCAGACCAGGGCCGCCUGACAGCUCUGGGGACUUUGGACCUCCUGGACCACCACAGGGCCCCAUGUCCCCCAACGGCCUCCCCGGCCCAGGGCCUACCCAAGGGCCCGGUCCCUGUCCUGGCCCCCCUCCCCCCUACCCAGAAAGUGGCUCCUACCAGGGCCCUCCCAACCCCAAAGGUCCCCCACCACCAUCCAUGGGCCCCCCACCCCCCUGUUCCGGCAAUGGUGGGAAGAAGAUCCCCUCACUGUUUGAGAUCAAGGUGCAGCCCACGGGACAGCUAGCUCAGAAACUAGCUAAUCACAGAGGUCAGACCCCAGGAACUGCCACAGGCCAAGCUGGCGCAACUGGCCCCCAAGGGCUCCCCGGUGGGCCAGGUGGGCCUCCGCCUCGGUUCCCUCCCCCUGGCAUGAUACCCCCAGACAUGUCAAUGGGUCCUCCCCCCAUGGGCCCCGGAGGACCCCCCAUGAUGCCAGGCUUUGGCUCAGAAGGGGGGCCCAUGAUGCCCCCCGGACCUCCUCCAGGGGUUAACUUCUUUGACAGCUUCUUCAACCAGCAGCAAGACACAAAUAUGGACGGGGUGGUGGAGGAAGGUGAUGACUUCCAGGGCUUUGGAGGGAUGGACAAGAAAGAAGGAAGAGGAUCGGGAGGAAACCAGAGCUCCAUGGGAGGCCCAGACAUCCCCGCGAACGGAGGCUCGGCCAGUCAGCAGGCGGGGAUGGGCAUGCCCGACUUCCUGCCGCCGGCCCAGCGCAUGCUGUUCCUGAGAAUCCAGCAGAAACAGCAGGAGGAUGAGGAGAGGGCCAGAUUGGCCAAGGGGGGAGGAGAGAGGGAUGCGGACGGUGACUCAGCUAACUGGUACUCCAGUGAGGAUGAGGAUGGAGGCGGCAGUGUCACAUCCAUUCUGAAGACGCUCCGCCAGCAGAGCCAGGGACCCCCCAAACCUGAGGGUCCCCCCAGCGACCCCCGCCUCCAGAAAGGCUCCCCAGCGCACCCCCCCAUCCGACCGGCAGACCCCCGCCAGGGGGACCCCCGGCUGGCUCGUGAUCCCCGCCUCUCCCGGGCCACAGACUCUGCCCAGGCCUUGGACUCUCCCAACCCCUCCUCGGCAUCCACUGUCACCCCUGCAGACCCCCGCCUGGCCCGGCUCGCUACCGCCACCCUCACCCCUAAACCAGACGCCCCCCUGGUGUACAAGCCCCCGCCCCUCACGGCUCCCCCUGCAGAGGAGGAGGAGACAGAGAGGGUUCUGAGGGACAAGCCUGUGCCCAUCCCCCUGGACCCCCUGAUGGGCAUGGCCCUGAGGGACCCACGCUCCCAGCUGAAGCAGUUCAGCCACAUCAAGAAGGACAUUCUCCUGCACAUGCCCCCGUACGCUAAGACAGUGACAUGGAACCCCGAGGACCUCAUCCCGAUCCCAAUCCCUAAACAGGACCUCCUCCCCCUCCCCCCAGGCAUCCCCCCUGUCUCAGCCCUGGACCCCCGCCUCUCACGCAGCCAGCAGCGGAUCCACACGGCCCUCCCCCCUACCCCACCCAUCCCCCCUCCCUCCUUAGAACCCCCCGCCCCAGCCUCCUCCUCCCUCCCAGACUUUGAGCUGCUCUCUCGCAUCCUCAAGACUGUUAACGCCUCAUCCAGCCCCUCGCAGUCAUCUCCUCCUCUCCCCCUCGUCCCUCCAACAACCCUCUUGCCGGCGCCUCCUGCUUUGUUGCCCACCCCUGUCGACAAGCCCGUCGAUCCUCGAAUGGCCCGCAAAGCCCCCGCUGACCCACGGCUCCAGCCGCAGAAAUCUGCCCUGAAGCAGCCUUCAGAGUCCCCUGUCCCCCCUCUGACGGUCUCCCCGGUAGCCCAUCCACCCACCACCGGUUCCUCCUCCCCCGCCAUCGCCCCCUACGACCCUCGGCUACUGUCUGCAGGUGGGGUAGGCCGUGGAGGGGGAGCGGGUGCAGUUGGUGGCAGCAGUGUGCUGAGUGGGAUCAGUCUAUAUGACCCCCGGACUCCUAGUGCAGGUAAACUUGAGGGCCCUGGUGCCGCCACAAACACAACCCCCAGCAGCGGCCCCACAGAGCCCAAACCUAGUGAGGUGGCGCCAGCCAAGCUCAAGGCCAAGGAGCCCCUGUUUGUCCGUAAGUCUGCCCUGGACCAGCCGGAGCCAGAGAAGAGCAGUGAGCAGUCCACUGACCGCUACAACAGCUAUAACCGGCCCAGGCCCAAGCCUGCACCCUCGCCCUCCACCGGGCCCCCCGGAGGUCCUGCUGCUUCUGGCUCCUCCGUGGCCGGACAGGGUCCCCCUGGUGCUGCUGACCAGGCCCCGGCGGGUGUCCACAACCUGCCUGUGUCCUCGCUCUUCACCAUGGUGAAACAGGCCAGCAAGCCCAGCGGCUCCGGCAGCCCCUUUGGUGGGAACAGCCCUGCCCAGCCUGGUGACACCACCACCACCACGGAGCAGGACAAUGCUUCUCUGAAGGAGGUUUUCAAAGGCUUUGACCCCACGGCAUCACCCUUCUGCCAGUGAUAUCUGAGCCUAUCCACCUGGCUGGUUGAACAUUGUUUUAGACACGAACACUGAACGCAUCAGCAAGGAGCGCACUGAGGCGGGAGCCGGACUGGCCACAGACGGUGAACAUUUGAACGUGUGGGUCAGGCGUCACACCUGCAGUGUUUGCUAAUUAGAUUCUAUAACAGACUUUGGGGCGGG